Molecule: messenger RNA, 1486 nt
Organism: Dipodomys spectabilis (banner-tailed kangaroo rat)
Lineage: Eukaryota; Metazoa; Chordata; Mammalia; Rodentia; Heteromyidae
Gene: Ercc8
Product: ERCC excision repair 8, CSA ubiquitin ligase complex subunit
Exons: 12
Coding region: 47-1237 (396 amino acids)
Biological process (GO): protein polyubiquitination; proteasome-mediated ubiquitin-dependent protein catabolic process; transcription-coupled nucleotide-excision repair
Cellular component (GO): Cul4A-RING E3 ubiquitin ligase complex; nucleotide-excision repair complex
Molecular function (GO): protein binding
Source: RefSeq, a predicted model, not a curated record
UCUGUCAUGGCGGCGUGCAGUGUUGGCGCUGGUCUGUGGAAGCGGGAUGAUGGGCUUUUUGGUCUCUCGGCAAGCAGGUUUAGAGGACCCGCUUCGCUUCCGGAGAGCCGAGUCCACACGCAGGGUACUGGGACUGGAGUUAAACAAAGACAGAGAUGUUGAAAGAAUUCAUAGCAGUGGCAUUAACACCCUUGACAUUGAACCUAUUGAAGGGAGAUACAUGUUAUCAGGUGGUUCAGAUGGUGUGAUUGUACUAUAUGACCUUGAGAACUCCAGCAGACAACCUUAUUACACAUGUAAAGCAGUCUGUUCCGUUGGCAGAAACCAUCCUGAUGUCCACAAAUACAGUGUGGAGACUGUUCAGUGGUAUCCUCAUGACACGGGCAUGUUCACUUCAAGCUCAUUUGAUAAAACUCUGAAAGUAUGGGAUACAAAUACACUACAAACUGCAGAUGUGUUUACAUUUGAAGAAACUGUUUAUAGUCAUCAUAUGUCUCCAAUUGCCACCAAGCACUGUUUAGUAGCAGUUGGUACUAGAGGACCGAAAGUACAACUUUGUGACUUAAAAUCUGGAUCCUGUUCUCACAUUCUACAGGGUCACAGACAAGAAAUAUUAGCGGUUUCCUGGUCACCACGUUAUGACUAUAUCUUGGCAACUGCAAGUGCUGACAGUAGAGUAAAAUUAUGGGAUGUGAGGAGAGCAUCAGGAUGCUUGAUUACUCUUGAUCAGUAUAAUGGUAAAAAAUCACAAGCUGUCGAAUCAGCAAAUACUGCUCAUAAUGGGAAAGUUAAUGGCUUAUGUUUUACAAGUGAUGGACUUCACCUUCUCACUGUUGGUACAGAUGAUCGAAUGAGGCUCUGGAACAGUUCCAGUGGAGAAAACACACUAGUGAACUAUGGAAAAGUUUGUAAUGACAGUAGAAAAGGAUUGAAAUUCACUGUCUCCUGUGGCUGCAGUUCAGAAUUUGUUUUUGUACCAUAUGGUAGCACCAUUGCUGUUUAUGCAGUUUACUCAGGAGAACAGAUAACUAUGCUUAAGGGACAUUAUAAAAGUGUUGACUGCUGUGUAUUUCAGUCUAAUUUCCAGGAACUUUACAGUGGUAGCAGAGACUGCAACAUUCUUGCUUGGGUACCAUCCUUAUAUGAACCCAUUCCUGAUGAUGAUGAGACUACCACCAAAUCACAAGUAAAUCAAGCAUUUGAAGAUGCCUGGAGCAGCAGCGAUGAGGAAGGAUGAACAUCAGCCUUUAGUACCUUCAUUUGUGUAGAUUUUUUUUUUAACUGUUCCAUCUUUUCCUGACAAUUAACCCUGUGUUUGGGUGAUAUUCCCCCAUACACGUUUUAAAAUGAGGUUAACAUUUGUAUAAAAUAUUCUGAAAGAGACUUCUGUAUAGGUUUUUUACUCAGAACUUACCUCACUGAUCCCAGUUGCUGUGCCUGGGUCUCCCUCUGUUGCUAAAUACAAGAACAGAAGUUAGUGUCUCAA